ACAUUAACGGUUACCUUACACACCUCAUCUCCACUCCAUCAUCAGUAGAAGUGAAAGACUAUGGCCACUCUCUUCUCCCUCCCUUUAUCUUCCUCCGCUUUUCUUUCCUCUCUCAAAAAUUCCCUAAAUCAAUCGACUUUCCCAAGAAACAAACAAACCCUCCAUUUCAAAACCCCUCUCUCUGUACACUCUCUUCUCUCCCCUGAAUCUGACCCACCACCACUGGCCAUCCAAACCUUCUGGCAGUGGCUCUCCAGCGAAGGAAUCAUCUCUUCCAAGUCUCCGGUGAAGCCCGGAAUUGUACCUGAAGGUCUGGGACUGGUUGCUCAGAGAAACAUAGCUCGAAAUGAGGUCGUUUUGGAAGUACCCAAGAAGUUCUGGAUCAACCCAGAUACAGUCUCGGGUUCGGUGAUUGGGAGUGUUUGCGGUGGUUUGAAGCCUUGGGUCUCUGUUGCUCUGUUUUUGAUCAGAGAGAAGAAGUUAGGAGAUGACUCCAAGUGGCGAUAUUACAUUGAUAUUCUUCCAGAGUACACUGAUUCUACUAUAUAUUGGUCAGAAGAGGAGCUCUCUGAGAUUCAAGGGACCCAACUGUUGAGCACGACAAUGGGGGUGAAAGAAUAUGUGCAGAGUGAAUUUGAAAAAGUGGAAGAGGAAGUCAUACUUCCUCAUAAGCAGCUUUUCCCUUUCCCUAUAACAUUUGAUGAUUUUCUGUGGGUGUUUGGGAUACUCAAAUCAAGAGCAUUUUCUCGCCUUCGUGGACAAAAUCUUGUUCUGAUCCCUCUUGCCGACCUGAUCAACCACAGCCCCAACAUAACCACAGAGGAAUAUGCAUAUGAGAUCAAAGGAGCCGGUCUUUUCUCUAGGGACCUUCUAUUCUCUUUACGGAGUCCAGUAUAUGUCAAGGCUGGUGAGCAGGUACUGAUACAAUACGAUCUGGAUAAGAGCAAUGCUGAGUUGGCUAUGGAUUAUGGAUUCGUAGAAUCAAGGCCAGAGCGCAAUGCAUAUACCUUAACGCUACAAAUAUCUGAAUCGGAUGAAUUUUUUGGGGACAAGCUGGACAUUGCUGAAUCAAAUGGUCUGAGCGAAACUGCAUACUUCGACAUCACUUUGGGCAGUCCUCUCCCACCUGCAAUGAUUCCGUAUCUGCGGCUCGUAGCACUUAGGGGAACUGAUGCUUUUCUCCUCGAGUCCAUAUUUAGAAACGCUGUUUGGGGCCACCUUGACUUGCCUGUUAGCCGUGCCAAUGAAGAGCUCAUAUGCCAAGUUGUCUGCAGUGCUUGUAACUCUGCUCUUGCUGGCUAUCAUACCACGAUUGAAGAGGAUGAGAAGUUGAUGGAAGACGAAAAUCUUGAUCCGAGGCUUCGGAUAGCAGUCGGGAUUAGAGCAGGGGAGAAGAAAGUGUUACAACAAAUAGAAGGAAUUUUCAAGGAGAGGGAACUAGAAUUGAAUGAGUUGGAAUACUAUCAAGAAAGGAGGCUCAAGGAUCUUGGCCUCGCUGGCGAGCUAGGCGAAAUAAUUUUCUGGGAGCCCAAGUAGGAAAUUCCGAGGUCUUCUACAUGUAGCGAUUACAAAAUGGGGUUUAAGAGGCAAUUCCGUGAAUGCUACGGAAAAUGAAGACUCCAAUGUACUGACCAGAGAAAAGAGAACAGCUUAUACAGACCAUUAAUCAAGUUUCCGGGGAGAUUUGGAUAUGGAUCUUUCUACAGAGGUUUAUUUUCUUGUCUUAAUUUUUUUCACAACUUAAAGCUUAGUCUAUGUUACCCAGAUUUACCUAUCGCUAGGCUACCUCCUACUCAAAAGACAGAGAGUGGUUACCCAUAUGUAUUAUUUAAACUCUGACCUGAUGCAUUUCCAUGACAAGAGUGACAAUCAAUCUGUAAUAUGCCAUUUCCUCCAUUCACUUGGAAACCAAGUUAUCUUUUUAAUAA
Molecule: messenger RNA, 1928 nt
Organism: Camellia sinensis
Lineage: Eukaryota; Viridiplantae; Streptophyta; Magnoliopsida; Ericales; Theaceae
Gene: LSMT-L
Product: Rubisco methyltransferase family protein
Biological process (GO): peptidyl-lysine monomethylation
Cellular component (GO): chloroplast
Molecular function (GO): protein binding; protein-lysine N-methyltransferase activity; [ribulose-bisphosphate carboxylase]-lysine N-methyltransferase activity
Source: RefSeq, a predicted model, not a curated record